GGGGGGGAGCGCCGCCUCCGCCGGGGGAGCGCGGAGGAGAAGGGAGGAAGGCAGGGAUCAUGCACGGGGGGAUAAGGCGCUAGGGGCAGGAGGCGGGUGGUCGCCCGGAGACUCCGCACCUCGGGAGUGACGUCCUGCUGCAGUGCCGCCGCCUGCCUACGCUGCCCGAGCUCGUCAAUGGAGCUGGAAAACAUCGUUGCCAACACCGUCUUGCUGAAAGCCAGGGAAGGGGGUGGAGGGAAACGCAAAGGCAAAAGCAAAAAGUGGAAGGAAAUCUUGAAAUUCCCUCACAUUAGCCAGUGUGAAGAUCUCCGAAGAACAAUAGAGAGAGAUUACUGCAGCAUAUGUGAAAAGCAGCCGAUCGGAAGGCUUCUCUUUCGGCAGUUCUGUGAAACUCGACCUGAGCUCGAGUGCUGCAUUAGGUUCCUUGACUCGGUGGCAGAAUAUGAAAUUGCUCCAGAUGAAAAGCUGGGAGAGAAAGGAAAGGAAAUCAUGAUGAAAUACCUCACCCCAGAGUCUCCAGCCUGCGUUCCCGAAGUCAGUCAAGAUCUUAUCCAGCAGACAGAGGAGAAGCUCGAAAACAGCCCCUGCAAAGAGCUAUUCUCUCACUGCACAAAAUCUGUCCUUGACCACCUCAGUGGGGAACCAUUCCAAGAAUACCUAAACAGCAUGUACUUCGACAGGUUUCUCCAGUGGAAGUGGUUGGAAAGGCAACCAGUAACGAAAAACACGUUUCGGCAGUACAGGGUACUAGGGAAAGGUGGCUUCGGGGAGGUCUGCGCUUGCCAAGUCCGAGCGACAGGGAAGAUGUACGCCUGCAAGAGAUUAGAGAAGAAGAGAAUAAAAAAGAGGAAAGGCGAAUCCAUGGCACUAAAUGAAAAGCAGAUUUUAGAAAAAGUCAAUAGUCAGUUCGUAGUCAAUUUAGCCUAUGCCUACGAAACAAAGGAUGCACUGUGUUUAGUUCUGACCAUAAUGAAUGGAGGUGACCUGAAGUUUCACAUCUACAACAUGGGAAACCCAGGCUUUGAGGAGGAAAGAGCUUUGUUUUAUGCAGCAGAGAUUCUUUGUGGCUUAGAAGACCUACACAGAGAAAAUACUGUGUACAGAGAUUUGAAGCCAGAAAAUAUCCUGCUAGAUGAUUAUGGCCAUAUUAGAAUAUCUGAUUUGGGUCUAGCUGUUAAAAUCCCUGAGGGUGAAUCAAUCCGUGGAAGAGUAGGAACAGUAGGAUAUAUGGCUCCAGAAGUGUUGAACAACCAGAGAUACACACUCAGCCCUGACUACUGGGGACUGGGCUGUCUCAUUUAUGAAAUGAUUGCUGGGCAAUCACCAUUUCGUGGAAGGAAAGAGAAGGUGAAGAGGGAAGAAGUGGACAGAAGAGUGCUGGAGACAGAAGAGGUGUACUCCCACAAGUUUUCUGAGGAGGCCAAGUCCAUCUGUAAAAUGCUCCUCACCAAAGACGUGAAGCAGCGGCUAGGAUGUCAAGGGGAAGGUGCCACAGAAGUGAAGAGGCACCCCUUUUUCAAGAGCAUGAAUUUCAAGCGGUUAGAAGCAGGAAUGCUGGAUCCUCCCUUUGUCCCUGAUCCCAGAGCAGUAUACUGCAAGGAUGUGUUAGACAUUGAGCAGUUCUCCACAGUGAAAGGAGUUAACCUGGACCAAACAGAUGAUGAUUUCUAUUCCAAGUUUUCCACAGGAUCGGUGUCUAUUCCGUGGCAAAAUGAGAUGAUAGAAACAGAGUGUUUCAAAGAACUGAAUGUAUUUGGACCAAAUGGUACUAUUUCACCAGACCUAAACAAAAGCUACCCCCCAGAGCCACCCAAGAAGGGAUUGCUACAGAGGAUAUUUAAACGACAGCAUCAGAACAAUUCAAAGAGUUCUCCAAAUUCAAAGGCCAGUUUAAAUCACCACAUAAAUUCAAAUCACGUAAGUUCAAACUCCACUGGAAGCAGCUAGUUCCAACUCAGUUUUAUGAAACAACAUGUUGCAUCCUUCCACUAUAAUCUAUGGAGCUUCUAUGGAUGAGAGAGCCUCCACCGUUGAGUGAAAAAAAAAAAGGAUCUCCCAAAAAUGGAGAUUGUCUAUCCAUUCCUUCCAGUGGAGCCUCGCAUUUUAAGAAGAAUUUUCCACUCAGGUCUGUUUUUGGAGGUGGCACUCAAGACUGUGUGAAUCAAAUUUGUCUAUUUAGAACAUUGCAAUAGAAAUUCAAUGAACAUGACUACUUGCACGUAUUUAAAUAGCAUCAUACUAGAACUGAAUUUUGUCUUUAUUAUUUUUAAAGAAAAGUUUUGUAAAUUUCUCUAUUGUCUCAGUUUACAUUUUGUACAUUUGUAUUUAAAUGAAAGUCAGACUUUGGAGGUGUAUAUUUUCCAAGCAGCAGCUGUAAAGCCAUGUGUUUUAAGACAUUUUUUUAAAAGAAAAAAAAAUGUGACUCAAGACUUCCAGAGCCUCAAACGAGAAAUCAUUCUUUUUAGUAAUUCUAGAAAAUUAUUCAUAAAUCACUUUAUCAGACUGGGUUUUAUUGACAUGCAUUUUUAUGGAACAGUUUAUUCUUAAUUAUUUUACAUCUGUAUAUUUGGUUUACAGCAACACUGCAUACAUUUCUCCUCUUCAUUAGUUUGUAAUGUCUCGCAUUAAAUGCUAAAAGACAAGAUUUUGAUGCAUUCAAGAAUGCUACUUGCUAUGCCUAAGAUUUGUGAUGUCAUGGGACCAGCACAGCUGAGAUUUGCACUUACUUACGUUGUUAGCUCAUCAUAACCUUUUUAGUUAGAAAGGGAACCCUAUUUUAAGCCCUUCUCCUUCACUAGUUUUUGUGCUGUUUCUAAUGACAGCAAGAACAAAGCUGAGGGAUAGGUGACCAGGAAAGCAAACGACCAUUUGUUUUUCAAGGACUUGAAACCUGCACCUGCUGAAAUGAGAACAAAACUCAAAGCGUUCUCCAUGCUGCAGUCCAAAGUCCUAGACCUUUCCACAGUUGCCCAUAUCAAACAGGUAGCAAGAGAGAAAAUCACUAGACUGGUUUGUGCUGACCAUGAGAUUCAUGACAGCUUUCUAGAGCUGAGCUGUGGAGGUUCAGAGUGGGAUCUGAGCUGCUUUUGAGCAGUAGCAGACCCUAUAGGUUGUGUCUGCACUUAGAGAGUACUUCCAUGUGUCAUGCCAAACACACCAUGACUCGUCCCCUCAAUUAGAUCCUCAACUUAAUUGAAUAAACUUUCAGUUAUGAAAUAAGA
Molecule: messenger RNA, 3224 nt
Organism: Harpia harpyja (harpy eagle)
Lineage: Eukaryota; Metazoa; Chordata; Aves; Accipitriformes; Accipitridae
Gene: GRK5
Product: G protein-coupled receptor kinase 5
Exons: 16
Coding region: 178-1950 (590 amino acids)
Biological process (GO): signal transduction; protein phosphorylation; regulation of signal transduction
Cellular component (GO): cytoplasm
Molecular function (GO): ATP binding; G protein-coupled receptor kinase activity
Source: RefSeq, a predicted model, not a curated record